AUGUCACAGACACCACUGCCGACCGUCUCGAAACCCGGUGCCACACCGUAUACCACCACCGUGACCAUCACUCGCACCAAUUCCGCUGGCCAGCUCUACACCACCACAACGUCUAUUGUCGUAUUCCUCAGUCCCACCAGCAAGGACAACACAGCCGUCAUUGCAGGUGCCGUAGUCGGUGGCGUCGGUGGCGCUCUCGUCAUCGCCGUACUCGUGUGGCUCUGCUGGCGGCGCAGGAAGCGCAGCGUCGUGUUCCCCGACGACAUCUUCCAGCCUGGUGAGAGCCGAUUCUCAAACUCUGCAGGCGGCGGCAUUCUCGACGAAGAACCCGAGCCCGUCACCAUGAUGGGCGAGCCCAGCAUGAUCAGCCCGUUCCCGAACAACGCAGCCACGUAUUCGACGUCGUACGAUGCCUCGGCGGCAUCGGCAAGUCACGCGCGGUCGUAUUCGCAGACCAGCUCGUCGCGACUCAGCGGGCAGUACCAGGACUCGCAGGACCACCUUAACCCUAUGGACAACAGGGCCCUCUCACCCACCAGGGCUCUCUCACCCGCCGAAGCCAAGCGGCGCGAGGCGUACGGGCCAUACGAGCGAGCAGCUGCUGGCAUUACGGGCACCACCCCGCUCAUGGACAACUACUACCAGUCGCCACCGGCCAGUGUGGCGGGUACCUCCACCUCGGAACCGUCCACCUUCUCAGGAGCGUCCGAAUACAGCGAUGGGUCACGCACCGGUCUGCGCGCAGCCGCGAACCCGUUCGGCACGCCCGGGCGUUCAUCUGAAAAGGACAGGGACUACUUCUCGACCUCGAACAGCCGUACGCGACCACAGUCGGACCCGUUCCUCUCUCCCGACCAGUCAUCGCAGCACCUUCCGUCGGGAUCUGGAUCCGCCCCCGACGAUGCGUCCUUUGCCGACUCGCGGCUUUCAGAUGUCAGCGAGGAAACCGCGGGAGGUAGCAGGGGUGCAGGGCGACUCGGCCCCGCGUUUGCCGGCGCGACCAGUCCACGCAGUUUUGGGGCCACGAUGGAGACUGAGGAAGGCGACGAUGAGGGACAGCCAGACUCUGGACACGCGCAGGACAUCAUGGUACACCGAGACAUGGGGGCUCUGGAGCUCCCACCGACCUACGACUCUAUUCCCGGCAGCGGCAGGUAG
Apiotrichum porosum is the source of this 1158-nucleotide messenger RNA. RefSeq lists its product as uncharacterized. The coding region runs from base 1 to 1158 and encodes 385 amino acids. NCBI's taxonomy places the organism in Eukaryota, Fungi, Basidiomycota, Tremellomycetes, Trichosporonales, Trichosporonaceae. The record is from RefSeq and is a predicted model, not a curated record. The transcript has 2 exons.